AUGGCAGCAACUUCCCAUGCAAUGUUACCUCCCCGCCAAAUUCAUCUUCUUCGGCGAAAUUCCGGUGCAUCCGGUCACUGGAUCUCGGGCAUUGACUGCCUAAGCUGGCGUUUUGGUGUAGAAACUAACACCAUCCAAGGAUGGAGAUUGGUCCCUAAAAAUUGUAAAGACUAUGUUGGUCACUACAUGCUUGGGAAACAGUACCGUGAAGAUUGCGAUGUUGUGGCAAAGGCUGCUCUGGAGUACGCCAAAAGCCUCAAGCUCGCCGGAGAUGGCAAGGACGUUUGGGUCUUGGACAUUGACGAGACUGCACUCUCAAAUCUACCUUACUAUGCUCGGUCUGAUGUUGCAUUCGGGCAAGACUCCGAAACAGGUACUACAUCACUGGUGUACAAAUCCAACAAACGCAAAGAGCUUGUAAAAACAGGAUACAGAAUACUUGGAAACAUGGGAGACCAGUGGAGCGAUCUACUUGGGAGCAACAUUGGUAAUCGAACUUUCAAGUUGCCCGACCCGAUGUACUACAUUAGUUGA
Messenger RNA from Ilex paraguariensis (yerba mate), 534 nucleotides. The record is from the annotation of a GenBank genome assembly. NCBI's taxonomy places the organism in Eukaryota, Viridiplantae, Streptophyta, Magnoliopsida, Aquifoliales, Aquifoliaceae.